This is a messenger RNA of Papilio polytes (common Mormon), 911 nucleotides long. RefSeq lists its product as uncharacterized. The record is from RefSeq and is a predicted model, not a curated record. Lineage: Eukaryota; Metazoa; Arthropoda; Insecta; Lepidoptera; Papilionidae. The coding region runs from base 297 to 911 and encodes 204 amino acids. The transcript has 4 exons.
CGACUGAGUGUCAGUUUGAGUUUACCCGCCGUGUGUCGCUGACGUGCGUGGCGGUGCCGCAUUUUACCGCCAUGACUCCAAACGUGCCUAUACGUAACUCUCUUAUAAACUUCGAAUCGUAACUGUUAUUUUUGUGUACAAAAUUUCAACAGUUCCAUUCAGUUUAUUGUGUUUAACAUAACUGUGCCUGUGAUCUUGAUUGUUAUUUUUUUUUAUAUUUCAAACGACUACACGAUGCAAACGGUUCUGAAUUUUAAUUCCAUGUUGAAAGUGCACGAUUUGGUAUUUCUUGAAAAAUGUUGACAGUAAUACUAGUGUUUUCUAUUCUACUUUUCCAAGCAUUCCAAUCGGGUGACUGCUCCAGCUUACUAUGCGGUCGCACGAAGGAAGUGGAGGUCGGGGGGAACGCGGGGGCAGGCGCGGCGCUCGCUCUCUCCCUGUCCCGCCCGCCCUCUGCCGGCAACACGACCUGUCAACUGCGUCUAACAGCGCCUGAAGCGGCAGCUUUUACAGUACGACUGAUCGAUGUUAAGGAAUCGCUAGUUGAAUGGGAGCGUGGUCUGACGGAUUUGCGCGAAGGUGCGGCGCCGGCGCGUAAGUGGAGCGCCCGCAGUCCGGCACACGCGCAAGACACGGCUACUGAUGGCGCUGCGCCACUUGCCCACGCCAACAACACCGAUGCCUGCAAGAUGCUCAUUUACAUCGUGGACGCUAAGAAUCCAAUAUGGCGGCUGUCGCUUUGCGGCGGGAACGCUGCGCAGGUGGCGGCCAAAGCGGGCACCAAGCUGCUGCCGCCCAAAAUCAAGAUCGUGUGGAACCCUCCCACCACGCCCUACCAGCAUACCGAAAAGUUGCGCCUUGUCGUCACCGCUGUUAACAGUGGUACGUAUAACGUUGAUACUACAUCCUGA